Molecule: messenger RNA, 156 nt
Organism: Peronospora matthiolae
Lineage: Eukaryota; Oomycota; Peronosporomycetes; Peronosporales; Peronosporaceae
Source: the annotation of a GenBank genome assembly
AUGGCAGUCUUUGCAAAACGGUUCAGGCUCAGUCGAGGCCUCGGCGUGCAUCUUUCGUACCAUAUUCAAGCCACGACAAACAGCAGCACAGACGUGUGUCGGCGGCAAUCCGUCAGUGUACAUGGGGCUGAACGUGAGAUUGAGAACGAGCAAUGA